Xiphophorus hellerii (green swordtail) is the source of this 1984-nucleotide messenger RNA. Its product is annotated as complement C1q-like protein 2. Bases 165 to 686 code for a protein of 173 amino acids. Lineage: Eukaryota; Metazoa; Chordata; Actinopteri; Cyprinodontiformes; Poeciliidae. Gene Ontology annotation, molecular function: protein binding. The record is from RefSeq and is a predicted model, not a curated record. The transcript has 3 exons.
GUAAGGAUCAAUAAAUUGCGUUACGUUGGACUCGUUCAACCCGGAUCUUUGCUCCCAGAGAUCCAAAGUUCGGAUCCGGACUCGGAUAAAACCCGGAGCGCUCCAGAGCUUCGGCACAGUCUCCUGUCCUGCAGUGGGUCCAGGUGUCUCAGUCCUCAGUGAAGAUGAAGUCCAGUUUGUUCCUGGUGGCGGUUCUGGUGUGCGGCCUGGUCGGCGCUCAGCAGGGCGGUCUGCCUGAGCGGGUCCAGAAGCUGGAGGCGGACAACGACAUCCUGACCAAAUCCAGGGUGGCGUUCUCCGCCGCACUCGUCGACACCAACGAAUGGACCGCCAAGGGCCCGUUUGAGGCUGAUGAAACUCUGAAGUUCGAGAGAGUGAUCACCAACAUCGGCAACGGAUAUGACCCGGCAACAGGUCUCUUCACCGCCCCGGUCAAAGGACUCUACUACAUCCAGGUCACUGGAAUCGCCGGUCCGAACGGUGAGCUGCACGCCGGGGUGAAGAAGAACGGAGUAAACAUGUUCGCCAUCUACCAGAAAGCAGGAACCCAGGCCGGCGCCUCCAACGCCAUGGUGCUGGUUCUGGAGCAGGGAGACCGGGUCUACGUCCAGCUGUGGGCCAGGAAGACCAUCGCUGACCAGGGCCGCCUCAGCACCUUCACCGGGUUCCUCGUCUUCCCCAUGUAGAUGAAGGUCCUGAGCCUAACAAACUGCUGGGCCCUUUAAGGGGCGGAGCUUAGAGCAGCAGCAUGCAGAUGAAGGAAACAGGAGCUGUAGAGUUUAUCGUUAGCAUGUUGUUCUUUAAUUUGCUGUUUGCAAUUUAUUCCUUCCUUUGAUGUGUGUCCGUGGAAAUGUGGGUAAGUCAUGUUGGAAGUUAAUGACAUUGUUUAUGCAGCAAGUAUUUCAGUUUUUGUUUUGUAGCUUGAGAACUUAAGAGCUUCACAACGUGGGUUUUGUCGUCUAUUUAUUUAGAAAUGGGAUGUUUGUAACCAUUAAUAUUACAGUUGUUUAGUAUGUGUGAUAUUAUUUCAGUCAUUUUAUUUAGGGAUUAUUCAGACACUGACGUUGUAUUAUUAAUGAUCUUUUCUAGAACCACACAGUUACGUCAAAUUAAGAGAUAAACAGCAAGUUAAACCCACUGGAGUGAGACUCUGGUUUCUAACCAGACUCACCACAGUGAUCUGGACUUUUCCACUAGCAUUUACAAUCCCUAACUUUUAUGAACCAUGGCAGACAUCUUGGUCCAGAAGCUCAGCAGGAAGUCUGCUGGAUGGCUGUCAAAUUAAAAGCACCGAUAAAUAAAAAUACAAUCUCCAGAUCAGUGAAAUAAAUAAACGCCUGAAACCAACAGGCUGCUUGUUUUGUUUUGUUUUUUGCAAAUCUGUUGAGUUCUGUGAGAAAUCAGUGAGAAAAAACAAGUUCAAGGUUUUCAGUCCUUUAAAUAUUGAAACAGAUAAAAUGUGAAUCCAAACACAAAAGCUUGGAUUCAGACCCAGAAAAUGUUCUGCGUUUGUUUCCUUUGGUUGGUUCAGCAGCUUAUCGACACGAUUCACAGUCAGAACUGAUAACAUCCAACAGAGACAGGAAGAAAAUCAAUAACCUGGAAAAACCCAGAGCUGCAGCUCCAGUUUCCAGCCUGGCCAGGCGCCAUCGGGCUGACCGGACAUUUUCCCUGAUGUUCUGUUGGGUCAAACCCGUUCAGCAGUUCUUUUACUUCCUGUAUGGUCUGAGCAUCAACAUUAACACCAGCUGUUUUCCUUUUAGGGAUUCAAAAAAUAAAGUCUGUGCAGCAGAAAACCGCCCUGAAACAUGUUGGUGUAAAACCGGUUCGGUUCUGUUUCACUAACAGGAAGUGAUUCGGCUAAAGGAAGCGAAUCCUCUGAAAGCAGCGAUGCUUUCUAAAGGAAACUAGCAGACAGGAAACUAGCAGAAAGGAAACUAGCAGACAGGAAACUAGCAGACAGGAAACUAGCAGACAGGAAACU